UUAUAUUUAAAUGUUUCAAGCUUUGCUCUAAAUAGUUUUAGUUUUGUUUAACUAUGACAUUUAUCUCAGCAUGAAUAUUAUUGUUAAAAAUCGGAUGGAAGCAGUUUAACAACCUCACUUUCAGUUCAGUGACCACAGAGGAGAGGCAUCUGGACAAGAAAACACCAGUUCCAUCAGACAGUGAGAUGAGAACAGCAACAACGAUGAGUUUAACAUCAGCAAGUGGAUUUAUCGUCUUCCUUCUCUCUGUUACAGUUGUUCAGGGUCAGAAUGGAUGGGGAGUGACUUACGCUACUACUCAGAUCUGUGCCUUAAAAGGAUCAACAGUCGACAUGAGCUGCACCUACACAUACCCACAGUGGAUAAACAAUUGGAAAACUACAGUUGAGAAAACAUUCUGGUUUAUUAAUAGUGACAUUAAACCUGUAGAUCUGAAAACAAAGUCGGAGUACAAAGGUCGUGUGUAUUAUUCUUACAAAAAGAAUGACUGUUUUGUGAGAAUCUCAGACCUGAGACAGAGCGACUCAGCUCAGUACCAGUUCAGUUUUAUGACAAACCAACCUGGUGGACGUUAUACUGGUUCACCUGGAGUCACUCUGACUGUCACAGCACAUCCAGAUCUCCAGGUCCAUGUGACCAGAUCAUCAUCCUGCAGGAAUUCUAAUUGUGUCCAAGUAGAGCUGAGGUGUCACAGCAGCUGUCGUCUACCUGACAAUUACAAAUACACCUGGUUCAAGAACAGACAGAAGAUUCAUAGUCAAACAUCAUCUUCCUAUUCCACCUCUUUUUCCUCUGAAGAUACAGUUUCCUGUGCUGUUAAAUUAGGUUCUGAGAUGUUCUCCUCUCCUCCAGUGUUUGCUCCAACGGUUCCUUCAGUGUCUUUCAGUCCCUCUGGUGAAAUCAUUGAGGGCAGUUCAGUGACUCUGACCUGUACCAGUGAUGCAAACCCACCUGUUACUAAAUACACCUGGUACAAGAGAGGAAAGAAUCAACUUCAGUCAAGAGGUGAAGGACAGCAGUUUGUCCUCAGCUUCAUCAACUCCUCUGACUCUGGAUCAUAUUCAUGUCAAACUGAGAACAGUCUGGGUUUGAAGAUGUCAGAAUACGUCUAUAUUAAUGUGAAAUAUCCUCCCAGACUUCCCUCUGUGUCCGUGAGUCCGUCUGGUCAGAUAGUGGAGGGCAGUUCAGUGACUCUGACCUGUACCAGUGAUGCAAACCCACCUGUUACUAAAUACACCUGGUACAAGGAGGAUGAAGACUCACCAAAAGCAUCAGGACAGAACUUCACCAUCACUGACUUCAGAUCUGAACACAGUGGGAAUUAUUACUGUGAAGCCCAGAACAGCAGAGGACGACAGAACUCCACCUCACAUCUGGUCACUGUGUCUGAGAGGACAACAUUCAUAAUGAAUAUUAUCAGGCUGGCUCUGGUAUUUCUGCUGCUCAUACCUCUGAUUUUCCUGACUCUGCAGAUCAGGAUGAAGAAAACCCAGACUAUCAACACAGAAUUAAAACCUCCAGAGACAAUAGAGUUGGACAAUUUUCAGAGCUAUGAGAAUGAACACGUUCAACACAGGGAAGAAAGAAGACUCACAGGAGGAAGAAGACCUGAUGAGACGUCCAGUGAUGUUGAAGUAUCAUGCACAUAAAAUUUGGUGCUGAAAUGUCUCUAACAGCAUAAAUACGGAGCACAUGUGGAGCUCAUUUACAUCCUCUGUGAUGCAUCCAAAGUCCACAAAACCACAAUGAAAAUGACAAGUGAGUUCAUUCAUCAUCAUCAUCAUCACCAUCAUCAUCAUCAACCACAUACGUACAGAUCUUCACAGAAGAAUCAUAGACCAAGUUCAGACUCUCCUACAGAAUAGAUGAUGCCUUUUUUAAAUUAAAAAUAUUAUAAUUAUAAUUAUUAUUAUUAUUAUUAUUAUUAUUAUUAUUAUUAUUAUUAUUAUUAUUAUGUUACAGCCGGUGGGCUGUCCUGCUUCAUCUCCUCCUGUUAGUCUGUCUUAACCUCUUCUUAUAUUGUGAGAGGCUGAGUCUGGUUCUCCAAACUUCCUUCCUCCCUCCUCUGUUUCUCUGAUGUGGAGAAAGCCGAUUGGAAGAUGCCAGCACCCACCUGAGCCCCGCCCACCAGCUCAUCAUAUUUAACUGCCUCCAGAUGACUGCUCUGUGCCGCUGUCAUGUGUUCAUGGCUUAGUUGGCCUUCGUGUUUGAUCAUUCUGCUUGUGUCUUGUUGUGAACUCUGACUGCUCAUUUUGGAUAAAUAUUUUUAAGACUAGCUUUCUGAUUGUCUAUUUCAGUGAAUUUGUUCUGUUCCAGUACCUGAGUGUGUCCACCAGCUGCUGUGAGUUUUUGUCAAUUAGUUUUCUUUUGUUUGUAGAUUUUGCCCACUGUUACACAGUGUGAGCGUAGUGUUUUGUUUUGCCUUUUUGGCCUGUGCUAUAUGAAUUGUUAAUUGUUUUAGUUUGUUUGU
Sphaeramia orbicularis (orbiculate cardinalfish) is the source of this 2470-nucleotide messenger RNA. Its product is annotated as B-cell receptor CD22-like. The transcript is spliced from 10 exons. NCBI's taxonomy places the organism in Eukaryota, Metazoa, Chordata, Actinopteri, Kurtiformes, Apogonidae. The record is from RefSeq and is a predicted model, not a curated record. The coding region runs from base 186 to 1649 and encodes 487 amino acids.